AUGAACUCGAAACAGCACUGCAACAGAUGCACGAAGCAGGUGUAUCCGACCGAUAAAGUCGGUCCGCUCAAGGAUGCCACGUUUUUUCAUCAAGGUUAGUUGAGCGGCGAAAUUAAUAGAAAUUUUCACUACUUUAUUAUCACGUUACCGUAUUUCAGGCUGCUUCAAAUGCUACAUCUGUGGCACGAGACUAGCUCUCAAGACCUACUGCAACAACCGAAAUGACAUCAACGACAAAGAAGUGUACUGCUCGAACCACGUGCCGAUCGCCGGACCUCACGACCUCCCACUGGCUUCUGCCAAUGGAUCGGGCAAACAUUUGGAGAACAAUAAUCACGUAAAGAAUGGAAAUUGGAUGUAAGCCGCUCUAAAUUUAGCAUACACUUCACAUGUUUGCUUUUUGACUUUUUCCAGUGACGCCGGUCUCAGUGACAUGAAAAUAGCGCAUGCGAUGAAAGCGACUCAAGUGGCCAGACCGUACCCGAAGAUCAGUCAUGAGGGAGCCAAGUACGUGGUGGAUUACGAUACUCAGACAAGAUUGGAGUUGCUGCAUCGGAAGGACGAGGACGAUUUGUACGAGUCGUUCCAGGAUAAACGCGUCAAAGAGGCAGAGCAGUUCGAGAAGGAAAACACGGAAGAGUGGGAGAAAGCGUUGGCAGAGUUUGCGAAAAAGUACGAGAAGGGGCAGGCGAACAUGAAAAAGGACGAUCUCAUCCGACAGUUGACCAUCAAGAGGGAGAAGAAGUUGGAGACGUUACACACUAAACGGAAGGUACGGUCGCGCCGAAAUAAAGUUUCUGUUAAGUGGCAUGACAUUCUGAAAAAUACACCUGACACGUGAAUUAUUGAAUAUUCGUGGAACUUUUUAUACAAUACUGAUACCCAUAUCACCCAUUGACCAAAAUUUAUAACGACAUCUGAGUUAAAAAGCUCAUUUCGCCCACCACGGUUGGAGUCGGGCCGAGUGUGUUUUCGUCAUUUGCCGUGCCCGUCGCGGCGUGCGUCAAUCAGGCCUUGCAACCCUCCAGCCGACGCCUCGCGGGUUCCGCUGCCGGCUAUACUUUGCGAGUAGGAAAGCCCCGCCCACAGUGCGAGACAUUAGAGAAGGCAUAACUCUUUUCAAAAUAAUGCUACAGAAUCCAGAUAAGGCUCAUAAAAAUUGGAAUCGGCUGGAGAAUAUAGUGAACUUGAUCAUUUGGGAUAUAUUCACAAAUUUUCAGGAAAGAGAACGUCAUCAGACCGCCGAGUUGGUAGACCGUCAAGCCAAAGAGAUGCUGGAGCUUUUCAAAGCUUCUCGGUCAGAGUACAGCAAUCUAGAGUACCCAUCGACACCUCCACCACCGGUGCCACCGUCUUGCAGCAAGCGGGAAAUCUACACAACGACGGAUUACUUUUCAGUGAGCAUACAACAGAGUUUUUAAACAUUUUUGAACUAUCCUUCCAGUCAAUUGACGAAGUGGCAAUUCACUGUGCUCGUAACGAAGUGGCUUCUUUCACCGAUCUCAUCCGAACGCUUUCCUCUGGCGCUAGGUCGGAUGUUGACGUGGCAAGAGCCAUUUAUCGUUGGAUCACGAUCAAGAAUCUGAAUACGAUGGUGUUCGACGAUUCGGUUCAGAACGACACUCCGAUGGGAUUGUUGAGAGGAAUCAAGUACGGAACUGAGAGUUAUCACGUACUGUUCAAACGACUGUGCAGGUUGAGAUAUUUCAUUUACUCGCGUUUUUUUCCAAUUUCACCUGUUCAGUUACGCCGGUCUUCACUGCGUCGUCAUCAAAGGAUUCUCCAAGUCCGCCGGCUAUCAACCCGGAUAUUCAUUCGAUGAUCACCGCUUCCGAAACACGUGGAACGCCGUCUUUUUGGAUGGAUCCUGGAGAUUUGUGCAGUGUAAUUGGGGAGCCAGGCAUUUAGUGUAAGUCCGUUAAUAUAGAUUUUGAUUUUACUUCUGUUUCCACGCCCAAAACACUCACUACAAACAAUUUCUUAUUUCAGAAACGCCAAAGACGGAUCACAUGAAGCGAAGACCGAUGGAAACCUCCGUUAUGAAUACGAUGAUCACUAUUUCAUGACAGAUCCGGAAGAGUUCAUCUACGAAUUCUUCCCCUCGGAUCCCGCGUGGCAACUUUUGCCCCGUCCUCUCUCACUAUUACAGUUUGAACGCAUUCCAUUCGUCCGAUCUCUUUUCUUCAAAUACAACCUUUCGUUUAUUGAUAACAAGCUCGAGUCGACUGUUUAUGUAAGUGCCUUAGAAGUGAAAAGUUGACUAUGAUCUGUGUGCAGACCGACAAAACUGGAGCCGCCUCGAUUUCAAUUCGAUUGCCUCCGAAAGGAGACUCUCUGAUUUUCCAUUAUAAUCUGAAGUUCUUCGAUUCCGAAGAGAAUACGAUCAGUGGGAUGUCACUGAAACGAUUUGUUAUGCAGUCAGUUACCGAAGACGUGAGUAACCGGAAUUAAAGAUCUUCCCUUCAUCCUUCAGUUUCAGAUUGUGACUUUCCGAGUUCAUGCUCCAUCAACCCGUCCACUUCUUCUAGACAUUUUUGCAAAUUCGGUCUCUUCUGGAGCUUAUCUAACAGGCCAACCGAUCAAAUUCAAGAGUGUUUGCAAGUUUAAGGUACUAUCAGCUCAUGAAAAUAUUACUCUAAAAGUUUAUCUCAGGUCGUUUGCGAAUCGCUUCAAGUCAUCAUGGUCCCACUGCCGGAAUGUGCUUCGGGAGAGUGGGGACCGGCUAAAGCGACCCGAUUGUUCGGACUUCUGCCUGUUUCUCAUCCCGACGCAAUCAUAAACACUGGAAGAUACGUGGAAAUUCGAUUUAGAAUGACACGUCCACUUUCUGAGUUCGUCGCCUCGCUACACAGAAACCGAACGGACGAUAGAAUUCUUCAAGCAUCUACCCGGUCGAUGUUGAAGGGAGACAUGGUAAAUUUAAGUCGUGAACUACUGCCAGAACGAUCAAUUUAAGGUUUACAUCCAAGUUGAUUUUCCCGGAGAAGGGCAGUACGGUCUCGACAUCUACACACGCCAAGAUGACCAAUUAGUUAACGGGAAGCAACUGUUGACCCAUUGCUGCAAGUAUCUCAUUCAUUCGAGGAACUGCUAA
Caenorhabditis sp. 36 PRJEB53466 is the source of this 3094-nucleotide messenger RNA. The record is from the annotation of a GenBank genome assembly. Lineage: Eukaryota; Metazoa; Nematoda; Chromadorea; Rhabditida; Rhabditidae.